AUGCCCGAGCUUUCCAGUAUUGAACUCUCGGAAAUUGAAGUUGUUGGAGUUCUUCGCAAACUAAAUUCACGAAAGGCGUGUGGUCCAGAUAACAUUCCGAACAGACUGCUGAUCGAACUUGCGGACGUUAUUGCACCUUCGUUAUGUGAGAUAUUUAACAUGUCAUUGAAUCUUGGUGUAGUACCUCUUAAAUGGAAAAUGGCGAACAUUACACCCGUAUUCAAACGCGAAGAUCCAACGCUGGCAAUGAACUACAGGCCAAUCUCACUACUUCGCACUUUGUCGAAAGUCCUAGAACGUUGCGUUCACAAUCAUUCCUACCAGCAUCUCGAGCCACACAUUUAUCAAAUGCAGCAUGGUUUUAUACGAAGAAAAUCCACAACCACACAGCUGCUUGAAGUAUACCAUGAAAUUCUGGAAUCAGUCGCAAGUGGGAAUGAAGUUGAUGCCAUAUACCUGGACUUUUCAAAGGCAUUUGAUAAAGUACCGCAUCAUCUUCUUUUGCGUAAGCUUGAGACUUUGGGAAUCAGGGGAUCUCUAUUAUCUUGGUUCCAAAGCUACCUCACAGAUAGACAACAAAGAGUCGUUCUUCACGGCGUUUGUUCUGAAUGGCUUCCCGUAACAUCAGGUGUGCCACAAGGUUCUAUACUCGGACCCUUGCUAUUCCUUGUUUACUGUAACGACAUUCCAACCUACAUCGAAAAUAAUUCUACACUUGCGUUAUUUGCGGACGAUUCAAAGCUUUACCGACCACUUUUGUUUCCCACAUCUUCUACUUUACUUCAACUUGAUCUUUCCAAUAUAACAAACUGGACUGCUGAUAAUCAAAUGGAACUAAACGCAACAAAAUGUAAGACCAUGCACUUCUCAAGAAAAAGAGCACCUACGCGAACUCAGUAUUCAAUCAAUGAGAACAUACUCGAACAAGUGUCGACCUUCAAGGACCUUGGUGUGCUCAUAUCCAACAACCUAUCCUGGUCGAAACACAUAGAAAGCAUUGUAUCCAAGGCUAAUAUAAUAAAACACUUGGUCUCAUCAAAAGGAUUUGUAAAGAAGUGAAGAAUACCAACACAAGAAGAAUUCUGUAUUGUGCGCUGGUAAGACCCAAGCUAGAAUACGCAAGCAGCGUGUGGUCGCCUUACACCAUUAAGCAUUGUUUGCUCAUCGAGAAUGUUCAACGGCGGGCCACAAAAUUUAUCUUGAAUUAUCCUGACAACAUGUCGUACGUGGACCGGUUGCAGAAAACAAAUCUUCUACCACUGGAAUUCCGAAGAGAACUUUCUGAUCUGAUACUGCUGUUCAAAUCCAAACACCACCUCAUAACAAUGGAUAUAAACAAAUAUUUAUGCACUUACAAUCCCAGCUAUCAAUCUCGCAACUAUGACGAAAAUAACUUCCACCUCAUUAUAAAACAUAAUCAGGAAUACUUUAAAAACUCUUACUUUAUUAGAUCAGCAAAACUUUGGAACAGCCUACCAACUGAAAUUAAGAAAUCCAGUAGUUUAUGUUCGUUUAAAACUCGUUUAAAUAACUUAUAUAGUAUCAAGUCAAAAUCAUACAAACUUCCCAAUAACCGUAGCUAAUAUUUAGUUUUGUGAAGAAAAUGUUUGUAAUAUAAGUACUAAGUAUUUAGUUCAGUUCAGUAAAGUUCACCCACUAGCUCGGUGUACGAACAACCGUAUAUCAGUUAGAAUUUAUAUAAUGAUCAAGUUCAGAUUAGUGUUAAGCUUUCGUUUGUUCUCACACCGAGAAAGUGCCUAUGAAGUAUAUAUGGGGUGAGGUAUUAAUUGGGACGUAAGUCCUGUUCCACAUUCCAGUCACGUGUGUUGUCCUGUAGCUUGUUAUGUAUAUUGUUUUAUCAGUGUCAUUGUAAAUAUUUGUGACAAAUUUAAUAAUAUAAUAUAUAUAUAUAGUAAUUUCAAAAUCCUCAUACCCAAUUCGCAAAUAUAGUUAUUCAAAGCAAAACAGUAGAUUGUCUAGCGAAUAAAAGAAUUAUUAUUUUGUGCCGUUUCGCUACACCUUGUCAACAUAUAUAAAUGUGUUGCUUCAAACUUUAUGAUAAAAAACCCGAUUUUCUAGACGUGUAUACAAAUAAAAAUAGUAAGUUUAUACUAUAAAUGAGUUUAUUUUACCUGUAUUGGUUUAAAUUCGCUGUUAAGUUGCAAAUAAUUCUGUUUGAGAACGCAACAAUUGGGCAUUUCGCAAUCAGCUCAGUUUCAGGGCAGUUUUGGCCUUGUUGUUGGGAAAUCCACUAGGCCUUCUACAGGGCGAAGGGAGAGAGGGCGUAGAAACGGCCAUACAUCGAGCGGACCCAUCCGUGAUGCGGACUUCGCGGGGGGUAAGACGUUCUAAUUGUAAACAAAUAUGGCUACGCGUAUUUAAUUUAAUUUAAUUUAAUUUAAUUUAAUAAGAUUCGGCUACUAUUUAAAUACAACAUAUAGAGCCAGGGAAUUCGCCACAGGUUUCCCCAAUUACGGCGAUCCCAUAUAAACAAGAAUGAAAUUACUGUACAAAACAAAUUUUCAAGCAACUCAACAAGCUAAAACUAAUAAGGCUAAUAACGGAAAUCCAUACUGUCCAAGUUCAAUAACAUAGAUUAUAGGACUAACAACAACUUAUUACAUUGUUAAGCGAUCUUGCUCUUUUGCACUUUACACACACUGAUUUCCAGGUGCGCGGAUCGUCACAUUUGAAUGUUUUGGAUAGUGCAUGUUUGUAGUAGAGUUUAAGACCUGAUUUAAAAGACAGCAAACCUAUAUCUCUAGUACGCAAGUUACUAUAUAAUAUGUUCCACGUUUUGCAAGUUCUUAUAAAAAAUGAGGUCUGGAAUGUUACGGUUUUCGCAUAAGGAAUAACAAAUCUAAUUAGGUUUGCGUUGGAUUCACUUCUUGUAAUUCCUGAUCCAGCCAUGAUCGGUAGAGCACGUUCGUCAAUGUACGUAAGAUUGUUGAUGAUCUUGUAGAGGAACACGAGAUCCAAGUAUUCGUGCCAAUAUGAGACAGGUAAUAUGUCAAGCUGAAGGAGUCUUGUCUUGUAAGAAAUGUCUGUGAUAAAGCCAAGAUUCAAUAUGUAUUUAGUUGCUCGUCUCUGCACUUUCUCAACGUCCUCAAUAAGUUUCACUGACUGAGGACACCAGGCUUGGGUUGCAUAGGAGAAGUUACUUCGCACAAGUUGAAGGUACAGAAGCCUUCUCGCGUUGGUAUCCGUUAUCUCCAUGGUAGAACGUCGGAUUAACCCGAGCGUUUUGUUGGCUUUUGACCGAACUUUGUUGAUCUGAACAUUCCAUAAUAGUUUAGAACUGAUCAUAAUGCCCAGAUCGGACUCUACAUCAGAAGACAAUAGUUGGUGAUCGCCAAGUGCAUAUGGGUAAAUUAAGGGAGACUUCCUUCUCGUGAUAGACAACACUUUACAUUUCGAUUUGUUAAAGCUCAACAUGUUCUCAUUUGACCAACAAUGGAGGCUUUGAAUAUCCGAUUGCAAUACCAGUGCAUCGUUACGAUUUUGCACACAUCUGUGCAGUUUGGUAUCAUCAGCAUACAAACCGACCCCAGUAGAAAUGAAUAUGUUAUCGGGCAAAUCGUUAAUGUACACCGAGAAGAGGAAGGGAGCCAGCAAUGAACCUUGUGGAACUCCGGAUGUUAUUGGUAAGGGAGUAGAUGUCGCACCGUGA
Paramuricea clavata is the source of this 3670-nucleotide messenger RNA. NCBI's taxonomy places the organism in Eukaryota, Metazoa, Cnidaria, Anthozoa, Malacalcyonacea, Plexauridae. The record is from the annotation of a GenBank genome assembly.